UGGCGCGCCCAGCCCUACGCAGACGCUGCCGCGAAGAGGAAGGAAGAUGGCGUCGACGAGCCGCUUGGAUGUGCUGCCAAGAGUGACUUGUCCAAACCAUCCAGAUUCCAUUUUGGUGGAAGAUUACAGAGCUGGAGACAUGAUCUGCCCAGAAUGUGGACUAGUAGUAGGUGACAGAGUCAUAGAUGUAGGGUCAGAAUGGCGGACGUUCAGCAAUGACAAAGCAACCAAAGACCCAUCCCGAGUUGGAGACACCCAGAAUCCUCUUCUAAGUGAUGGAGACUUGACUACAAUGAUUGGCAAGGGCACAGGUGCAGCCAGUUUUGAUGAAUUUGGGAAUUCAAAAUAUCAAAACCGCAGGACUAUGAGCAGCUCUGAUCGUGCAAUUAUGAACGCAUUUAAAGAAAUUGCUAGCAUGGCAGACAGAAUCAACCUCCCCCGAAAUAUAGUUGAUCGAACAAAUAAUUUAUUCAAGCAAGUAUAUGAGCAGAAGAGCCUGAAGGGAAGAAGUAACGAUGCCAUUGCCUCUGCUUGUCUCUACAUUGCCUGCAGACAAGAGGGUGUUCCUAGAACAUUUAAAGAAAUAUGUGCUGUAUCCAGAAUCUCCAAAAAGGAAAUUGGCCGGUGUUUUAAGCUCAUCUUGAAAGCCUUGGAAACUAGUGUGGAUUUGAUCACAACUGGAGAUUUCAUGUCCAGAUUUUGUUCAAACCUGGGUCUUCCUAAACAAGUCCAGAUGGCAGCGACACACAUUGCACGUCAAGCUGUGGAAUUAGACUUGGUUCCUGGGCGGAGUCCCAUCUCAGUUGCAGCUGCAGCCAUUUAUAUGGCUUCCCAAGCCUCAGCGGAGAAGAGGACUCAGAAAGAAAUUGGAGACAUUGCCGGUGUAGCUGAUGUUACAAUCAGACAGUCAUAUAGGCUGAUUUAUCCACGGGCUCCAGAUCUUUUCCCAGCAGAUUUCAAAUUUGACACCCCAGUGGACAAACUGCCACAGCUGUGAAAUUUCUAAGGCUCCAUCUAGAUCCUACCCACCCCUCAAAGGAAAGGAAAGAAAAAGAAAGAUUUUUGACUUACAAGACAGAUGAAUAAAAGCAGUACUGCUGAGCCUUCAAAUUGCGGAACUGGUUAAAGGAUGUGAAGAAGCCUUUCUGAAGCAUCAGAGCACGCAUUCCAGGUGUAAAAAUAAUAAUUUUGUGGCAUUUUUUAUGUAUAUAUUAGUGAAAGUAACUAUUUAACAACCAUUGCAACAAGCUUAAUUUCCUGUUGUAUGUACUUAGAUUUCUUUUGUAGAGAUCUAGUAAAAUUCUAAUUCUAAUUCCUGAAUAAACUGUUUUCCAAAAGCA
Elgaria multicarinata webbii is the source of this 1340-nucleotide messenger RNA. RefSeq names its product general transcription factor IIB (gene GTF2B). The transcript has 7 exons. Gene Ontology annotation, biological process: RNA polymerase II preinitiation complex assembly; RNA polymerase II core complex assembly; protein acetylation. Bases 47 to 997 code for a protein of 316 amino acids. The record is from RefSeq and is a predicted model, not a curated record. Gene Ontology annotation, molecular function: acetyltransferase activity; TBP-class protein binding; RNA polymerase II general transcription initiation factor activity. Lineage: Eukaryota; Metazoa; Chordata; Lepidosauria; Squamata; Anguidae. Gene Ontology annotation, cellular component: transcription preinitiation complex; nucleus.